This is a messenger RNA of Kickxella alabastrina, 2385 nucleotides long. RefSeq names its product armadillo-type protein. The transcript has a single exon. NCBI's taxonomy places the organism in Eukaryota, Fungi, Kickxellomycota, Kickxellomycetes, Kickxellales, Kickxellaceae. The record is from RefSeq and is a predicted model, not a curated record. Gene Ontology annotation, molecular function: mRNA binding. Bases 391 to 2304 code for a protein of 637 amino acids. Gene Ontology annotation, biological process: regulation of translation. Gene Ontology annotation, cellular component: nucleolus.
AUUCUUCCUUUUUCUCUCUCUCUCGCAAAUCGACGAUACUCACACGCAGGAAUAAAAAAAGAAUCCCAGAGAUCCGAAAAUCUCAACCUUGCUGGUUUGCAUGUGACAUGAGAGGAGGACCUUGAUGCAAAAUUUAACAAUCAGGAUCAAAUCAGAAAAUCAAUAACCCCACGGCAGAUCAAAUCAAAUUACUGCUCGCUUAUUUUUUUUCCUUCAUCGCAUUUUGCUUGCCACUCGGCAAAAAAAAUAAAGCUUGGUUGUUUUUUCUCACAAGGCUUUUUUGGCAUGGCCUUCCUAUAUUCAUAUUCUUAUUUGUCGCAAACUUUUCUUUAUACCCUCACAUUUAUACAUAUACAAAUACAGUCGCGUAGCUAAAAAAUUAAACAUAUAAUGGGCAAACCACAAAACGGGAAGCACAGUGCAGCUGGCAGCGCAAAGGGAGGAUCGUCGGGAGCGGGCAGCAAAGGCAAAGGCAAAGGCAAAGGCAAGAUUGGAACCAAGUUCUCCACAACCAAGCCCCAGCCCAAGCCCAAGGUAGUCAAGGACAACAACAAGGCAAACGGCGCCAAGCCGACGGACAAAAAGGCCGAAUACAAGAAGCCCGAACACAAGAAGACCAGCGAGAAUAAGCGCCCGACACAGGAGGACGCCGAGGCAGAUGAGGGGCCUCUGGGCUCGCGCGGACAGCAGCAGAAGAAACAGCGCACCGAGCGCCAGCUCACCGAGCCGACGGGCGAGCUCAAAAUCGCCGCGCGUAAGCUCUGGGAGCAGCUGCGGCGCGGCGACUUGGAAGCCGACGACCGCAAAAAGAAGAUGGUCGAGAUGAUGGAUCUUGUGCGCGGGCAGAUCAAGGACAUCACGUUCAAGCACGACAUGAGCCGCAUUGUGCAGACCUGCCUAAAGUACGGAUCGGACGCGCAGCGCGACGAGAUUGCCGCGGAGCUGGAGGACGCGUACACGGAGCUUUCGCGCAGCCUGUAUGGCCGCCACAUCCUCAUGCGCAUUCUCAAGUAUAGCAGCCGGUUCCGCAGCGCUGUCAUCCGGGCGUUCUACGGAAACGUGCGCAAGCUGGUGAAGCACAAGGACGCGGCCGCUGUCUUAGAGGAGUGUUAUGCUGUGUACGCCAACGCCGGCCAGAGAUGGCAGCUGGUGGCCGAGUUCUACGGAAAUGAGUUUGCCGUGUUCAAGGACACCGACGACGUGCGGUCGGUCGAUGACAUUCUGACCAAGGCGCCGCAGAAAAAGGACACUGUUGUCAACGCGCUCAAGACCGCCAUCGUCCCGCUACUGCAAAAGGGCACAGUGCAGCACUCCAUUGUGCACCGCGCGCUGCUGGACUACCUGCGGUUCGCCGACGCUGCUGGCAGGCAGGAGAUGAUCGAGACCAUGCGCGAGCUGGUUGUCGAGGUUCUGCACACCAGGGAGGGCGCACACGCCGCCAUGCUGUGCCUGUUGCACGGCACGGCCAAGGACCGCAAGCUGAUUGCUAAGUCGCUCAAGCCCUACCUCCAGCGCAUCGCCUGCGAGGAGCACGGCCACGCUGUUCUCAUUGGCAUGUUGGACUGCAUGGACGACACCGUGUACCUGGGCAAGUCGCUGCUGCCAGACCUCUGCGCCCUGGCGCCCGAGCUUCUGGCGGACCAGUACGGCCGCCGCGUGCUGCUGUACGUGCUAGCCGGCCGCAACUCGCACUACGUCGGGCUGGACGCCAUGCAUGUGCUGCGGGAUGGCGACGCCGUGCGCGCUGAGACCAGCAAGAAGGACCCGACCACCAGGCGCCGCGAGCUCACGGCGUACGUGUCGGCGCCGCUGUUGCGCUGGCUUGCAAACAACGCCGAGCUGGCGAUCUUCGACCCGAUGCCCAGCCAGGCAGUCUCCGAGACGCUGAUGCGCGCGCAGGGCGACAAGCAGAUGGCCUGGGACUCGGUCCUGGACCUCGUCGGCCGCAGCAUCGAGGAGAACGGCAGCAAGCACGUGCUGCUUAACGCCAUCUCCAACCGCGUCAUCACCAACUGCAUUAUGGCCGAAUACGCCCCGCCCAAGUCGGCCGACGCCACGCUGCCGGCGCUGCCCGAGGACAACCCCAAGUUCGGCUCGGACGUGCUGUCCAUCCUGGAGAACUCCGCCCAGCUUGUGCCUGCCGCCUGUGCCGGUGCCUUCCCUGUGCGCGCGCUGCUAGAGUCGCCAGUCACGGGCGAGCGUGCACGCAAGCUGCUGCGCCCGCACGUGGCGGCCGUGCGCAAGGCCGCAAAGGCCGCCGAGAAGCCCCGCGUGUUGGAGGCCAUCCUGGCCAAGCUCGAGUAAAAACAAAACUUUCCAUAUUAUCUUUCAAAUCAAAUCAAAUUAAAUCAACUCAGCCCAGCUCGUUUUUGGCCGCCUCAGAAG